Messenger RNA from Ostrea edulis (European flat oyster), 2432 nucleotides. Its product is annotated as heparan-alpha-glucosaminide N-acetyltransferase-like. Lineage: Eukaryota; Metazoa; Mollusca; Bivalvia; Ostreida; Ostreidae. The transcript has 17 exons. The record is from RefSeq and is a predicted model, not a curated record. The coding region runs from base 118 to 2004 and encodes 628 amino acids.
CAUUUCAUCGAGGUGUUUUGAAUAUUUCACCUGUAUAAAUCUUCUGUCGUGUAACAGUCGCGCAGCAGACGGCGGCACGUCAAAGAAUGUAAACAAUUGUCAGGUACCUGAAGCACGAUGGACACACGCGGACAAGUAGCUUUAAUUUUAGUUUUCCUUGUACUCGAGACUUCCGGGUUAUCGGACUUAGAAUACGCCAAGGAAUACAACAGCAAAGAGGGAAACCUCAAAUCGAAACCGGAACUGAGACUAGACGAAGCAUGGCUCACAAUCAACUCCACUGUUAAUUUCCAUAUACUGUUAUACUCAUUAAAUGAUGAGUGCUGGAAGUGCGACCCCGUGUUUGUGGACACUAUCCCGAAGUUUAGUAUAUACACUGUAAAAGUGAACACAACAUUUGGUACCACCAUCUACCUGAAGGAGAACGACCUGACAGGGACAAACGAUGAAACCUUCUGCACAUUUCACAAGAAAUUUACUGAAACCGGAGAUUACUGGGUUUUCGUGUCCAAUCAAGAAUUCCUUAAUCAUGACUGCAUUCUUCUCCAGACCAAUGAUCCACUUCCGGCAGAGAUGCCGAUAGUAUAUGUGUUUGGCGGCCUCCUGGUUCUCUGGGUCAUUGGUGACAUGGUAGUCCGGCUGGACAGAAAAUACAAUAAAUCUCAAUCUGUCAACAUUACGGACCCAGAAAACGCACCCCGCAAUCUACGAAUGAAGCAUCUUCGUCAAACAUCUAACGGUUUUUCCAAUGUGAAUGGCGACAUUGAUGCCGCGGACAACGGAAGCGAGACACCACAACAUUACUCUACACACAAGAAACGAGAACGGCUGAAGUCCCUGGACACGUUUAGAGGGUUGAGUCUGAUCAUCAUGAUAUUUGUUAACUACGGUGGAGGAGGAUACUGGUUUUUUGAACAUCCUCCGUGGAAUGGAAUUACUGUUGCAGAUUUAGUGUUUCCAUGGUUUAUUUUCAUCAUGGGGACAGCGAUGAACUACUCAUUUCGUGGGAUGAUGAGGAGGGGGACACCCCGGUACAAGAUGUUGUUCAAAGUCGUCAGACGGGCUAUUCUUCUGUUCUUCAUCGGGAUCGUUCUAAACACGAACUGGGGGCCCGUUAACCUGAACAACAUCCGGAUACCUGGCGUAUUACAACGCUUCAGCUUGACCUAUUUAAUACUUGGUCUACUUGAAAUCUGUUUCUCUCGCUAUGAUACCCCUGAGAAAUAUCAGAACAGAUGUUGGUCACCCUUUAGAGACAUCCUGCUGUUCCUUCCGCAAUGGAUUCUGUGCCUGGGGAUUCUGGCUGCCUAUAUAUGUCUGACUAUGCUUCUUCCAAUUGGCGAUUGUCCCACGGGAUACAUUGGUCCGGGAGGUCUGCAUGACUCCGGUAAAUAUUACAACUGUACGGGAGGAGCCGCCGCGUACAUUGACAUGACGGUCCUGGGUAGGAAUCACAUAUACGGCAAACCCACGCCACAUAUUAUCUACCAAACCAUAACUCCACACGAUCCUGAGGGCAUUUUGGGCACUUUAUCUUCCGUAUUCCUUUGCUUUUUAGGAUUGCAGUCUGGCCGGAUUCUGUUGUAUUACCUCGGUCACGCCAGCCGUGUGAUCAGAUGGCUUAUCUGGGCGCUCAUCACAGGAGCCAUAGGAGGAACUCUGUGCAAGUUUUCCAUAAAUGAUGGCUGGAUUCCCCUCAACAAGAACCUAUGGUCCGUUUCGUUUAUCUUGGUGACCGCGUGUUUCGCCUUCAUACUUCUUUCCUUGCUGUACCUCAUCAUCGAUGUCGCCAAAAUUUGGGACGGAACACCCUUUAUAUUUCCCGGUAUGAAUUCCUUAGUGGUCUAUGUGUGUCAUGACGUCUUUUACCGAUUUUUCCCCGUUAAUUGGGCCAUGGAAAACCCUUUACACUGGCACCUCUUGCUGAAGGCGGUCUGGGAUACAGCUAUAUGGGUUGUGCUAGCUUAUAUUUUAUACAGAAAGAAGAUAUUUGUUGCCCUCUAGGUGUGCCAUGUGGUGUCAUGAAUAGUAUAUAAAAAUCACGGGAAGAUGACAGCAUGAGUUUAGAAUACUUUUGCGAAAUGCUGUCAAAUUUUCUCAUUUUAUUGUACAUGUAUUUAGAACCAUAGUUAUUGUCUCACAAAUUCAAGAAAAUUAGUUUAUUGCCAUUGUAUAUUAGCCUUGUGAUACAUAUAUUAGCCUUGUAGCUUAUUGAUAAGGUGAUUGUGCCCUCCAUUUACCGAAUCGUUUUAGAAAUGUGCUGAAAUGUUAAACGCCAUUUUUAUGUGGAGUAUUUACACAGUUUAUAAUUUUCUUAGCGAUCUGUGCACGCAUCCACUUGAGUAGAAUAUAUAGAGUGUUCGUCUGAAUUUAGAAUAUAUUGCUGAUCCUUCAUCUUAUUGUCAGUGAAUAAAAUUUCUUUUCAACAUGCA